AUGGUCAUCUUUUACCGGUCAGAUGCCGUCACACCGCCGGCCACCAUCUACAUGGGCAAAGACAAGUUUGAAAACGAGGACCUCCUCCGCUACGGCCUCGAACGCGACGUCUGGUUCCACGUAGACAAACUCUCCUCGGCCCACGUCUACCUUCGCCUGCCCGACUCGGUCACCGACUGGGAGUCCAUACCCGAACCUCUCCUCGUAGACUGCUCACAGCUCGUAAAGGCGAACUCGAUACAGGGCAACAAGAAGAACAACCUCACCAUCAUCUACACGCCCUGGAGCAACGUAAAGAAAACCGGCGACAUGGCCACGGGCAGCGUCGUCUUCCACAACGACCGCAAGGUGCGCCGCUUCCACGUAAAGGAGCGCGACACGACCAUCCUCAACCGCCUCGCAAAGACAAAGGUCGAGCGCGACGUCGAUCACGAGGCCGAACGGCAGCAGAGGCUCAAGGACGAAGGCAGGGAAAAGAAGAAAAAGGCCAUCGAAGAGAAAGCAGCCGCAAACGAGCUUACCAGGCAACGGCAAAAGGAAGCAGAGGAGAGGGACUACAGCCGGCUCUUUUCCGAAGAGGCCAUGGCCGAAUCCAGACGCAAGGCUGGCAAGCGGUCGCCCAAGGCCGACGAGGGGGCGGACGACGACGGGUUGGAGAGCGACGACUCGUUCAUGUAG
Molecule: messenger RNA, 678 nt
Organism: Pseudozyma flocculosa PF-1
Lineage: Eukaryota; Fungi; Basidiomycota; Ustilaginomycetes; Ustilaginales; Ustilaginaceae
Exons: 8
Coding region: 1-678 (225 amino acids)
Source: RefSeq, a predicted model, not a curated record